Myiozetetes cayanensis is the source of this 847-nucleotide messenger RNA. RefSeq names its product gastrin releasing peptide (gene GRP). The transcript has 3 exons. Gene Ontology annotation, biological process: neuropeptide signaling pathway. Gene Ontology annotation, molecular function: neuropeptide hormone activity. NCBI's taxonomy places the organism in Eukaryota, Metazoa, Chordata, Aves, Passeriformes, Tyrannidae. The record is from RefSeq and is a predicted model, not a curated record. Bases 27 to 452 code for a protein of 141 amino acids.
AUCGGCAGCGUCCCCGGCAGGGCAGGAUGGGGCAGCCCCGGGCGCUGCUGGCGCUGCUGGCGCUGCUGGCGCUGCUGGCGGCGCGGGGGGGAGCGGCUCCCCUGCAGCCCGGAGGGACCCCCGCGCUCACCAAGAUUUACCCCCGCGGCAGCCACUGGGCUGUGGGACACCUGAUGGGGAAGAAGAGCAGCGGAGAUUUCCCCGACGGCUUCGAAGAGGACAACAAAGCCCCCUUUUCGGGCAGCGUCAGGCGGCUGGAAGAUUAUCUGCGGUGGGAAGACAUCUCCAAACAUUUGCUGCGGCUGCUGGAGAGGAGCGAAAACAAAAGCGCUCACUUUUUCAGAGGAGGGUCCGGCAGGAACGCCUGGGAGGCAGAUGACAACAGCAGCUGGAAAGAUAUGAUGGACUAUCUGCUUCAAGUUGUGAAUAUGAAAGAGGGCGCUCCCAGCUGAAAGGAGGCCUCUAAAUCACCGAGAAAUCCAAUACUUGCCGUAAGAGACUUAUAUUUCACAAGCACUCGAUCGUACCAGAUAAUAAUAAUAAUAAUAAUAAUAAUAAUAAUCAACAAGGUCUCUUUUCUGUACACAAAAAAUCCCUCUGUGUAAAAACACCGAAAUCCACAUAUUCUUCUACUUCAACUCUCUCUACUUCAUUUUCGAGGCUGCAUUUUCUCACCUGAAUGGCUUUGAUAUAAAUAUAUAUAAAUAUAUAUAUCUCUGUCUCUCUCCACACGUGUGAUUGUCACGGAAGGGUCUUCCAACGAACUACACGAUUUACCUGAUUAAUCAGUCCCUACCUGAGUUGGAAAUGACAUUUCAGCACCCGCAAUAAACAGUACUGAUAGAAA